AUGGUUACUAAUACUACUCUUAAUAUCGCCCUUCAGAAUCAGUCGACCUGCGACACGGUCUAUGCUUAUAUUACCGGCCUGGCCCUCGACCACAACAAUGCCUGGUUCAUCCUUCAAGCAGACGGGCAGACGCCAUACUACCCAGAGUCGCCCGAUUCAACCGGCGCUGCUCUCGCGGUAGAUUGUGGGAUACCACUUGGGGAGUCGGGAUGCACGAGAACGCUGACGAUUCCACGGAUUGCUGGAGGCCGUAUUUGGUUCUGUCUCAACGACAAACUAACUUUCCUCUUGAAUCCCGGUCCGGGCCUCGUUGAGCCGUCGGUCAGUAACCCAUCUGAUUCCAACUAUUCGAAGGAUUGGGGGUUUUGCGAAUUUACGUUCAACGACUUCCAACUCUAUGCCAAUAUAUCCUAUGUGGACUUCGUCAGCAUCCCAAUCGCUCUAUCCCUACAGAGUGCAUCCGGAGAGAUCCAACACAUUUCAGGAAUCCCCACAGACGGCCUCGAAACCAUAUGCUCCAGCCUAAUCGCACAGAAUCGCAUUGACAGUGUCGGAUGGGACCAACUGAUCGUAAGAAACCCCUCUGGCCAGCCGCUCCGCGUCCUUAGCCCCAACACUGCUGGUGUUAUGAACCCCACCCUCUUCACCAGCUACUAUGAUGACUACGUUUCCGAAGUCUGGUCCAAAUACAGCACCCAGUGCCUAAGAAUUGACACCCAAGGUCAGUGGGGAGUUGUAGAAGGCAACGUCACCAACGACCUCCUGGAAUUCCCUGGCAUUGGCACAUUUAAUCGCCCUUCUACCGCGCACAUCUUCUCCUGUAGUAAUGGCCCCUUCGCCGCUUCACAUGCCAAUACUAUCGCAAUGGGCGGCCUUACUGCUCGUAUCGCCGCAGCCUUCAAUCGAUCAACCUUAUUACUAGGUGACCAUCAGCCGUGUAGUAAUGUGCAAGCUUAUUACUCGACCAACCCGACAAACUACUAUUCGAAGAUUGUGCACAGCGCGAAUUUGGAUAAGCUUGGUUAUGCCUUUCCAUACGAUGAUGUAACGCCCACUGAUGGCGCGAACCAGUCCGGCUCUGUAUGGGAUGGCAGUCCGCAGCUUUUCACCGUUGCGGUUGGUGGGUUGAAUGCAUACACGUAA
Messenger RNA from Venustampulla echinocandica, 1143 nucleotides. RefSeq names its product Glycoside hydrolase family 64 protein. The record is from RefSeq and is a predicted model, not a curated record. The transcript has a single exon. Bases 1 to 1143 code for a protein of 380 amino acids. Lineage: Eukaryota; Fungi; Ascomycota; Leotiomycetes; Helotiales; Pleuroascaceae.